Messenger RNA from Sphaeroforma arctica JP610, 860 nucleotides. RefSeq lists its product as hypothetical. The record is from RefSeq and is a predicted model, not a curated record. The annotation marks the transcript as partial. Gene Ontology annotation, biological process: transmembrane transport; lipid transport. NCBI's taxonomy places the organism in Eukaryota, Ichthyosporea, Ichthyophonida. The transcript is spliced from 5 exons. Gene Ontology annotation, molecular function: ATP binding; ATP hydrolysis activity; ABC-type transporter activity. Gene Ontology annotation, cellular component: membrane; intracellular membrane-bounded organelle.
GGCCGUAGAGCGCAUCAUCUACAAACUGGAUCUGCAGAACCACUGCGAGCGUGCGUGUGGGACGUACAGUGGCGGUAACAAACGUAAACUGUCCACUGCAAUGGCACUAAUCGGUGAUCCUGGAGUUGUCUUCUUAGAUGAGCCGACAACAGGUGUGGAUCCCAAGACAAGACGUUUCUUAUGGGAUGUGCUUAUCAAGGCCACAGCAGAGGGACGGACGCUAGUACUUACCAGUCACUCUAUGGAUGAGAUUACAGCUGUCAGCACGAGAGUAACUAUUAUGGUGGGGGGAAAGAUGCGGUGUCUGGGCAGUCUGCAGCAUUUGCGCAGUCGCUUUGGUCAAGGACUCACAGUCAUCGUCAAGACAGAAAAGGGGGCCGAUCCUGGCCCCGCCAAGAACUUCAUACUACACGAGUUCGAAGACUCUGAGCUCAUUGAGGAGCACACCAACAUGAUGACUAUCCGCAUUCCCCAGAAGAAAGUUCUGUGGUCGCAGGUGUUCAAGGCGCUGCAAGACGGCCAGCAGAGGUACCACAUCGAGGACUACAGCGUCAGUCAGACGUCACUGGAACAGAUUUUCAUCAUGUUCGCACACGGGCAAGAAGCCAUUAACGACUCGGAUCUGAACUACGACCGAGAAGCAGCAGAAGAGGAGCUCGAACGCAGUUCCUCUAUGAAGAUAUGAGGGGCCAUGCUAUUCUGAGCAAGACUUGGAAGUGUCAAGAAAAAGUGCCAAUGCAGGAUGUGCCUGUUAUGUGGCGUAGGCUGCGGGAGCAACUUGGAUUGUAUAGCCUUCGCUUAUUAGAUGUAAUUUAAUUAUUAUUAUUAAAUCGCACCGAAUCAAAUCGUGGAUUCUGGCG